This is a messenger RNA of Aspergillus saccharolyticus JOP 1030-1, 4051 nucleotides long. RefSeq names its product cohesin subunit SMC1. The transcript is spliced from 4 exons. Gene Ontology annotation, molecular function: ATP binding; ATP hydrolysis activity; DNA binding. The coding region runs from base 129 to 3791 and encodes 1220 amino acids. Lineage: Eukaryota; Fungi; Ascomycota; Eurotiomycetes; Eurotiales; Aspergillaceae. Gene Ontology annotation, biological process: sister chromatid cohesion. Gene Ontology annotation, cellular component: nucleus; cohesin complex; chromosome. The record is from RefSeq and is a predicted model, not a curated record.
CACAUCCAUCAUCGGGCCCAACGGGUCUGGCAAGUCGAAUUCGUGCGUUCCCACUUCCGCGGAAUAACACCUGCGCGGAACAUCUAUCGCGUGGGGAAACUUGAGCUGAUUGUAUCAAUUUCAUCAGGAUGGAUGCUAUCUCGUUCGUUCUCGGCAUCAAAUCGUCCCAUCUACGAUCUACGAACCUCCGCGACCUAGUCUACCGCGGUCGUGUCUUGCGUACCUCCAAGGUGGAUGCAAACGGCAACGCCAUCGACGGGGCGGCGGAUGGGGAGGAACAGCCCGAAGAUGAACUCGAUGGCGACCAGUCCCAGGACCCGACCGGAUCGAACGACCCCCGCACUGCAUGGGUCAUGGCCGUGUACGAGGACGAUGCGGGCGAGGAGCAGCAAUGGCGGCGGUCCAUCACCAGCCAGGGUGUCAGCGAGUACCGGAUCAACAAUCGCAUUGUUACCGCGCAGCAGUACAACGAAGCGCUCGAGGCCGAGAACAUCUUGAUCAAGGCGCGCAACUUCCUCGUCUUCCAGGGUGACGUCGAAGCCAUCGCAUCGCAGUCUCCCAAGGAUCUGACGCGGCUGAUCGAGCAGAUCUCGGGCAGUCUGGAGUACAAGGCAGAGUACGAGCGUCUGAAGGCGGAGGCUGAGGAGGCAGCGGAAUCCCAGACCGUGCAGCUCAACCGCCGCAGGGGUAUCAACUCGGAAAUCAAACAGUACCAGGAACAAAAGCGGGAAGCGGAGAACUACGCGAGGAAGGCUGAGGAACGCGACCAGGCGAUCAUCACGCACAUUCUGUGGAAGCUUUUCCACUUCCAGCGCCUGAUCGAUGAAUCCAGUGCUGAUAUCUUGAAAUACCAGGACGAAUUGAAGGAAUUCCGUCGCGGGGUUGAAAAGUAUGAGAAGAAUGUGGAGGAAGCCAAGAAAAGCCACGCCAUGGUCGGUAGGGAUGUUGCCCAGGCGGAGAGGAACAUUGUAAAGAAGAGGAAGGACAUCAAAGAGGCUGCCAACGCACUCGUCCCCGUUGAUGAGAAGAUCGACAUCACCAGGAAGAAGGUCGAACGCUUUGCUUCUCGUAUUGCAGAAAUUACGCGGGAGAAGGACUCCCAGUCCGCAAAUGUGAAACAGCUAGAGACGGACCUCAAGAUCGUCCAGAAAGCCCAGGCGCAAUGGGAGGCGGAAUGGCAGAAGACUAUGAGCAAACAAGGCGGUCAAUUGAGUGAGGCUGAUUUGCAAGAGUAUGAGAAGCUUAAAGAGGAGGUUAGCAAGAGAUCCUCUGCCGAGCAACUGAAUCUCGACAACCUGCGCCGUCAGCGGAAGACUGAAGCCGAGGCUUUGAACAGCCUCAAGAGUAAAGUCGAAGGGGCCGAGUGGCAAUUCAAGACGUUGGAAUCUGAGACCCAGACUCUGGCCGAGCGCAAGAGCUCCCUCAACGACACAGUCAAGACGACUUCCGAGGAUAUCGAUGAGAAGAAGAAGGAACUCAAUGCUGCGACCUCUGAACGUUUGCGUGUUUCUCGGAUGCGAACGGAGUUGGAGGAGAAGUUGCAAGUCGUCCUGAAGAAGCUGUUAGACGCAGAUGAUGGCAGGAAGCAGUCUGAAAGAGAGAUCAGAGCCAAGGAAUUGAUUUCCACGCUGAAGCGCAUUUUCCCCGGGGUCAAGGGUCGUGUCAGUGACCUUUGCAAGCCCAAGCAGAAGAAGUACUCCGAGGCAGUGAGUACUGUUCUUGGUCGGCACUUCGACGCGAUUGUCGUUGACAACGAGAAGACCGCGAAGGAAUGCAUCCAACAUCUUCGCGACCAAAGAGCAGGCCAGGCUACCUUUAUCCCACUGGAGACAAUUCAGGUCAAAGCCUUUAACUCAAACCUCAAAGGCCUACAUCGUGGAAUGCGUCCUGCGAUCGAGACGAUUGACUAUGACGAUUCGGUCGCCAGAGCUAUCAGCUACGCAUGCGGAAAUGCAAUCGUCUGCGAUGAUUUAACAACCGCCAAAUAUCUGUGCUAUGAGCGGAACGUGGAUGCCAAGGCCGUCACUCUGGAUGGCACUGUCAUUCACAAAGGCGGCUUGAUGACUGGUGGCAAAGGACCUCAACAGCAUUCUAAGCGCUGGGAGGACUCGGAAGUGGAGAACUUGUACAAGCUCAAGGACAAGCUAUUGGCUGACCUAGCCAGCCUACCCAAGGGCCAUCGCCGCGGCACUGAAGAGGAGACGCUGCAAGGUGAUCUUGUUGGUCUCGAGCAACGUCUUGCGUAUGCUCGGGACGAGCUCAAAGCACUUGAAAGAAACCUCGAAAGCAAGCAUCGCGAACUGGAAUUUGUCCGGGGUCAGCUGCAAGAUAUGCGGCCGAAGUUGUCCGAGCGCGAGGAAUCGUUACAAGACCUCGAUGAAACCAUUGCUGCAUCCCAGCAGAAGGUCAGCAGCGUGGAGAACGAAGUGUACAAGAAAUUCUGCAAGCGUCUGGGAUAUGCCAACAUCCGCGAGUACGAAAUUCAACAGGGAUCGUUACAGGAGGAGGCAGCUCAGAAGAAACUCGAGUUUACGACGCAGAAGAGCAGAAUUGAAAAUCAGUUGAGCUUUGAAAGGCAGCGACUGCAGGCUACGAUCGAGCGAGUUGCUAGCCUCAAGGUACAGCGUGAACGCGACGAGGGGCUGAUUCGGGAGCUUCAGGCUGAACAGGGGCGCAUCCGAAACCAGAUGGACCAGUACAACGAAGAGCUGGACAUUCUUCAUAAACGACUUGAAGAGCAGGAGGAGGCGUAUGCUCAGUCGGGUGAGAACCUGGCACAUCACCGUAGAGAGCUCCAAAAACGCACCAGAGAGGUUGAGGGCACGAUAAAGAACGUUAAUGCCCUUGAGGCAGAAAUUCAACGCAACUCUUCCAGUCGAUACGCCCUUCUCCGACGUUGCAAGCUGGAAGAUAUUGAUAUUCCGCUUACGGAAGACUCCAACCCUCUGGAUCAGCUUCCCAUUGAUGACUUGGUGCAAGCGGCGGAUCCAGACGCUAUGGAUGUGGACGAAGAUGCCAACGGUGGUGGUGAUACACUUACUAUUCAGGACUAUGGCAUCGAGGUUGACUUUGAUUCUCUUGGAGAUACACUCAAAGAGGAGAAUGAUGAGAAGCUGGAAGAGGAACUGCUCGAGAAGGUCCGGUCUCUCAACAGCGAGCUCGAUAAGAUGGCACCUAAUUCACGCGCUAUGGAGCGGUUGGAGAGCGUGGAGAACAAGCUUCGAGCCACAGAGAAGGACUUUGAAGAUGCCCGGAAGCGUGCUCGCAAGGCGAAAGACGAGUUUGAAGACGUGAUGCGCCAGCGGUCGGACCUCUUCAACAAGGCCUUCUCUCACAUCUCCGAGCAAAUCGGCCCUAUCUACCGCGAGUUGACGAAGAGUGCCAAUUACCCACUCGGUGGACAAGCUUACCUGGAUAUCGAGGACUCCGAUGAGCCCUACCUGGACGGCAUUAAGUACCACGCCAUGCCCCCGCUCAAGCGUUUCCGGGAUAUGGAGCAUCUUUCUGGAGGAGAGAAGACCAUGGCCGCUUUGGCGCUACUGUUCGCGAUUCAUUCCUACCAACCGUCUCCCUUCUUCGUGCUGGACGAGGUGGAUGCCGCGCUCGACAACACCAAUGUUGCGCGAAUCGCCAACUACAUCCAUGACCACGCUGCUCCGGGUAUGCAGUUCAUCGUCAUUAGUUUGAAGAACGGACUCUUUCAGAACAGUGAAGCACUGGUUGGAAUCUACCGAGAUCAGGUGGAGAACAGCAGUAAAUCCUUGACCCUUGAUCUCCGUAAAUACAACUAAAUGAUGAAUCGAAAAGACCGGACAGCCUGCGUUUCUUGACUUUCAUAUGAUGUGUAGAAUAUAUCAUGCUCUGGUUGUGCUAUUGUUUUCCUUUAUGAGCAGUAUGCCUUUAGCUUAUUGUGCCACGGAUUAAUGGGACUUUCUUCUGCUUUCUGGUGUUAAUCACUCUGAUUUUUCUCUUUGGGGUUUCUGGCAUGAAUGCUCAACUUUUGCUCCGAUCACGGCGAGAAGUCCGAAUCUUACGAUACCAGCAGUACAUC